Molecule: messenger RNA, 631 nt
Organism: Alnus glutinosa
Lineage: Eukaryota; Viridiplantae; Streptophyta; Magnoliopsida; Fagales; Betulaceae
Exons: 2
Coding region: 229-462 (77 amino acids)
Biological process (GO): mitochondrial respiratory chain complex IV assembly
Cellular component (GO): mitochondrion
Source: RefSeq, a predicted model, not a curated record
UUAAGCUAGCCCACCUAAACGUCAGCCCGCAACCUUUGAAGCCUAGGCAGAUCUUUGGUUGGGCCUUCUCAGCCGGCCCAGUUCAUAAUUACACUCGUAACAAUCCGAAGCUCCCACGUUUCAAAGGCUUCGUUUCCAUCCUCAGAGCAACAAAUACUCGCAGGUCUCUCUCUCUCUCUCUCAGACAUUUUGGUUUAGUUUCGAAAUAAGAAUUUGAGUUGGGGAAGAAUGUCGUCUGUGGGAACAUCUAAAGGAAUCUUGGAGAUCGCGAAGUUCGGGCUCUAUGUGUCCGUUCCCAUCGUUCUCAUGUACGCCUUCGCUAACAAUACUAAGAAUCUCCAGAAAUUCAUGGGAAAUCGUUCUUAUGUAGUGUAUCCCCCAGAGGGGCCAAGGCCUCCAUCACCCGAAGAAAUGAGGGAGAUGGCUCGCGAACUAGCUCGCAAGAGGAACAACAGCAGUUGAUGUUCUUUUGGAUUGCAAGUGAAAGUUGUAGCUUUUCAGUUGUAUUUACCAGGGCCUGUGAGAAAUGAAGAGAUGUGUAAUAUGCAGAAGUGAACAUCACCAAAUUGAUUUCCAAAAUCAAAUAACUUGGUUGGUUUGACUAAUAUAUAUAUACAUCUGUUUUCUUUUU